Messenger RNA from Melanotaenia boesemani (Boeseman's rainbowfish), 2108 nucleotides. Its product is annotated as obg-like ATPase 1. Gene Ontology annotation, molecular function: GTP binding; ATP hydrolysis activity; ATP binding. The coding region runs from base 86 to 1282 and encodes 398 amino acids. The record is from RefSeq and is a predicted model, not a curated record. The transcript is spliced from 11 exons. NCBI's taxonomy places the organism in Eukaryota, Metazoa, Chordata, Actinopteri, Atheriniformes, Melanotaeniidae. Gene Ontology annotation, cellular component: cytoplasm.
UUUGAGGACUUAGUCCAUUUUCUGCAAAUGAGUGUGCUUGUCAGAGUUUGUAAUCUGCUCUAGAAGUCAAUUCAAAGAGUAAGACAUGGCUCCAAAAAAGGCCAAGGGAGAUGACAUACCAAAACCACCACCACUGAUUGGAAGGUUUGGCACCUCACUGAAAAUAGGAAUUGUCGGGCUGCCCAAUGUUGGGAAGUCAACCUUUUUCAACGUGCUGACAAAGAGUCAGGCUGCAGCUGAAAAUUUCCCCUUCUGCACCAUUGACCCAAAUGAAAGCAGAGUGCCCAUUCCAGAUGAACGCUAUGAUUUUCUCUGCCAAUUCCACAAACCUGCCAGCAAAAUCCCAGCAUUCCUUAAUGUUGUUGACAUUGCUGGCCUGGUGAAAGGAGCUCAUGCUGGCCAAGGCCUGGGAAAUGCCUUCUUGUCCCACAUCGGAGCUUGCGAUGGCAUCUUCCACAUGACACGUGUUUUUGAGGAUGAGGAUAUCAUCCAUGUUGAGGGUACAGUGGACCCAGUGAGAGAUAUGGAGAUCAUCCACGAAGAGCUGAGGCUGAAGGAUGAGGAGAUGAUUGGCCCCAUUAUUGACAAGCUGGAGAAGACGGCCAUUAGAGGCGGUGACAAGAAACUCAAACCAGAAUAUGACGUUAUGUGCAAAAUAAAGAGCUGGGUAGUGGAUGAAAAGAAGCAUGUUCGCUACUAUCAUGAAUGGAACGACAAGGAGAUUGAAGUGUUGAACAAAUACCUGUUUCUGACGUCCAAACCAAUGAUCUACCUUGUUAAUCUCUCUGAGAAAGACUAUAUAAGGAGGAAGAACAAAUGGUUGGUGAAAAUCAAGGAGUGGGUGGACAGUCACGACCCCGGAGCCACGGUCAUCCCCUUCAGCGGUAACUUGGAGAGCCAGCUGCAGGACAGGAGUGAGGAGGAGAGGCAGAAGUACUGCACAGAGCACAAGACGCAGAGCUCCCUGACUAAGAUCAUAAAAGCAGGCUACGCAGUCCUGCAGCUGGAGUACUUCUUCACCACUGGACCAGACGAGGUCCGUGCUUGGACCAUUCGGAAAGGAACUAAGGCUCCACAGGCUGCAGGGAAAAUCCACACAGACUUUGAGAAGGGCUUCAUUAUGGCAGAAGUAAUGAAAUUCCAGGAUUUUAAAGAGGAAGGCAGCGAGAACGCUGUCAAGGCAGCUGGGAAAUACAGACAACAGGGACGUAACUAUGUUGUUGAAGAUGGAGACAUCAUCUUUUUCAAAUUCAAUGCACCAAAUGCACCGAAGAAGAAGUGACCCAUGAAGAAAAAUAUGUUUGUUUACACAACCGACUAUUUCAAUGCCUUUUUGUCAUUCUCUUUGUGUGUGUUUGUGUGUGUGUUUAUAAGGGGGGCUGACAUUGCAAUUUCCUAAAAUUUUGUUUCCCCAUCCUGUAGGAUCAAGUCUCAUUGCGGGUACCAAAGCACAGGUUCAGUAAACUCUGACAGCUUAGCUAUUUAAGAUCAGGAUCAGCCCCCCACUCCAAAUUGUAGCAGCAUUUGAAGGAGCAUAUUACUCUCCAGAUACUUCAUUAAUCUCCAUCACGGGUGCCAGCAGUGACACAGCUGACAGUGGGGACAAUGCCACCUGCUCCUCUCCCCCUUCUGCAGAUAAUGCAUGUUUUACAGUAGGCCAGAUGUCUACACUCAAUAAAACAUUUGACAAAACCAGUCUGUUUGUGUUUUGGGAUGUCUGUAUGGAGUGGGAAGCUGCAUGGGGAUGGUGAUAGCGGUCCUGCCGGCCACUGAUUAGAGAAUUAAAAGACACAGCUGACACUGACUGUAGCAUAGAGAGGACAAUUAUAAUUAAAUCUGUUAAGUGAUGCUGAUUUUGGAAGGGCACAUGCAGAAAUCAGGUGUCUUUGCCAACUGAAGUGGUCACUUUAAAUUACUGUUUGUAAAACAAUUAAGAUAACCUUUUAUUUAAAAUCUUUAUCAUAGCUUUAAAUAUGCUGUCUUUGACAGCCUUACCAGAACUCUCCUACAAUACCUAAAUUAUGAGACGAUAGCGCGUCUAUAUUAACAAUUUCUUACUAUUUUUCCUGAACAAUGUGGGCAAAUGCAUAUUGACUAAAUAAACAAGA